Molecule: messenger RNA, 4406 nt
Organism: Loxodonta africana (African savanna elephant)
Lineage: Eukaryota; Metazoa; Chordata; Mammalia; Proboscidea; Elephantidae
Gene: CDC34
Product: cell division cycle 34, ubiqiutin conjugating enzyme
Exons: 5
Coding region: 606-1286 (226 amino acids)
Biological process (GO): protein polyubiquitination; ubiquitin-dependent protein catabolic process
Molecular function (GO): ubiquitin conjugating enzyme activity
Source: RefSeq, a predicted model, not a curated record
AGGAGGAGCCGGUCGAGGGCUUCCGGGUGACCCUGGUGGACGAGGGCGACCUGUACAACUGGGAGGUGGCCAUCUUCGGGCCCCCCAACACCUACUACGAGGGCGGCUACUUCAAGACCGAGGAGCUCCCAGGUGACCCCCCACGCUAGCCUCUGGUGGUCACCCCCGGCAGAGCAGAUUGCCAGCCCUGUGCCCCACCCCCAAUGAUGCCUGCCGUCAUGAAGGCCGCCUGCCCUGCCACACCUGGACCAAACACCUGAGGGCGGAGAGGCAGGACCAGCGUUGACUCACCCUCCCGGGCCUGGCGCAGGAGGCGGUCAGGGGCUGCUGAGCACAGACUGGUCUGUUUAAUCCUCUGUUAGCAUGGGAGAUGGGCCCAGAGGGGUUCAGCAACAAGUUUGGGGUGCAUAGCCUCAAGGGCCAGAGCUGAGCUGACUCACAGUCUGAGCCUAUUGACUCUGGAGCCCCAUGUGCCGUCCAGCCUGCCCACCUACCUCUUGGUGCCCACGGGACCACACUGCUGCUCAGAGUCCAUGACUGCGCGUGCAGCCUGGGCCCUGGACAGCUGACUCCGCCUGUGGGCCUGAGGGGCUGGGUGGUGGCCCAUGGGCCUGUCUCCGCACCCCCAACAUACCUGGCGCAAGUUAAUUGUCCCAGGCGGUGUUGGCACUGAUCCAGCCUCCUCAUUCGUGUGGUUGUGGUCCCCUCGUGGGCUGGCCUGCCUACCAUGCCUGGCCCUCCACCCCUCACAGGCCCGCCUCAAGUUCCCCAUCGACUACCCGUACUCGCCUCCGGCAUUCCGAUUCCUAACCAAGAUGUGGCACCCGAACAUCUAUGAGACAGGGGAUGUGUGCAUCUCCAUCCUGCACCCCCCAGUCGAUGACCCUCAGAGCGGGGAGCUGCCCUCGGAGCGAUGGAACCCCACCCAGAAUGUCAGGACCAUCCUCCUGAGCGUCAUCUCCCUCCUCAACGAGCCCAACACCUUCUCGCCAGCCAACGUGGACGCCUCCGUGAUGUACAGAAAGUGGAAGGAGAGCAAGGGGAAGGACCGCGAGUAUACAGACAUCAUCCGGAAGCAGGUCCUGGGGACCAAGGUGGACGCGGAGCGAGAUGGCGUGAAGGUGCCAACCACGCUGGCUGAGUACUGCGUGAAGACCAAGGCCCCGGCACCAGACGAGGGCUCAGACCUCUUUUACGACGACUACUACGAGGACGGUGAGGUGGAGGAGGGUGCUGACAGCUGCUUCGGGGAUGACGAGGACGACUCGGGGACCGAGGAGUCCUGACCCUGCCACCCAUCUGCCCGCCCGCCGGAAUAAACUUACAAAUUUUACCUCAUGGACGGGAUUGUGUGGCCGCAGCCGCCCACCCGAGACUCUACCUCACAGAGGUCUUUGUGUUCCAGGUGGUUCUGCUCCAGGUCUCCCUUUCCUGUGUGUGUUCUGGGGUUCCCGUUAGGGAGGAGCGGCAGGGUCACCUGGGGUCGGGGAGGGCAGUUAGGGCCGGGUGUGGGGUCGGGAAGCCCGGAUCCUGCUCAGAGGACGUUCAGCUGGGGACCUGCCCAGAGCAGGAGGGGCCUUGGGGGCCUGGGGCUGGGGGGUAGUGGGCAGCCAGGGACUUCGGAGUGUGGCCCUGCCGCCUGGCCCGGACCUGAGGCCUUCCUGGCACGUGAGUGGACGGCUUACCUUGGGCGCCACUUCUCUCUGCUUUGGUUUGUUUGGAAUUUAAAUAAAAAGACUUUGUGAGAAGCCAGCAGACUUUCCUUGGCCUCCCCCAGGACGGGGACGCCGGGGUCACCUGCCCGACGCUCCUGCCGCCCUUACCAGCGGGAACAGAUGGUGGUGUCCAGGAAGCUUAGGGAUUCCUCCUGUGGCCAGUUGCAUUUGGGGGGACGUGGGGCACGUCCCAGAGCUCUGGGGAGGGCAGGAGGAAGUCCCAGGCCUGGAAAUGACCCAGCCACAGUGGGCAGGUGGGGGGACAGGCGAAGGGGGCCGCAUGGGCCAAGCCCACCCCAACUUGGUUGGUGUGCCCUCCCCCCAGUGUGGCCGCCUCGGGCCAGGAGCUGGGCUGGAAGAAGGUGUUGUCAGCUCUGGCCACCAAGGGCACAGCCCCCUGCCUGGCCCAAGUCACGCCGUCGCCCAAGAAGUCCAAAGGCCUGAAGCCUCAGCCAGUCUAUAGGUCAGGCUCAGGAUGGAUCAGGUUUGGGAGAGCCUGUUCUGCUCCUUGUGGUGAGGGUGCAGUGUAGGGGCCAGACGAAACCCUGCCAGGGGCUCCCACUGGUUCUACCUUACUUAUCCCUGGGGCUCCCACUGGUUCUACCUUACUUAUCCCUGGGGCUCCCACUGGUUCUACCUUACUCCUGGGGCUCGCUGUGUACCCCUCUGCUCUCAUUAUUGUCUAUGUGAGGGGGUUCAUCCAGUCCACUAGUGCUAGGUUUUCUUUGAAACUCUGAAGCUGCCAGCCUAGCGCCAGGCCCCAGCUGGGACCCUCCUCAGCCCCUAGCCCCUACCAGGGCCUCUUUAUCUCUGUACAGCCACGUGUGGGCCCCGUCACCUCUGUAUGGCUACGUGUGGGCCCCAUCACCUCUGCACAGCCACGUGUGGGUCCCUUCACCUCUGCACGACCAUGUGUGAACCCCCUCAACUCUGCACAACGAUGUGUGGGCUCCCUCGUGUCUGCACAGCCACGUGUGGGCUCCCUCGUGUCUGCACAGCCACGUGCAGGCCCCUCACCUCUGUACAGCCAUGAGGGCCCCCCUCACAUUUGCAUGGCUGUGAGGGCUCCCUUACCUCCAUGACCGCAUGGAGGACCCCCUCACCUUCAUAGCCAUGUGUGGACCCUCUCACCUCUGCACAGCUACGUGUGGAUCCCUCACCUCUGCACAGCCACGUGUGGACCCCCUCACCUCCACCCCCAUGUGCGGGCAGAGCCUCAGUGUUGUGUCCCCCCACCCUCCUUCCACUCAACAUAGCCUUGUUCACCUGCCUCUGUUCUUGGGCUUUGGGACUUAAGCUGAGCAACAAAGCAACCCUUGGGGCCCAGACCGAAGCUGAGGAACUGACUGGGGGAGACCUGGAAAGUGAGUUCUUCACAGCUUCCCUGCCUGGUGACAUCCCUACACUUGCUCUCCCUGGGGGCAGCCCCUACCUGGUCCCUCUGGGGGUGAGAGUGAAACUGCUUUUCCUGUGAACCUUGCAAAUGGUGUCAGGUAGGAGGGAACGGCCUCCUGGUCCCAGAGCAGCCAGCUGAGGUGGGCAAGCCCUGGCUUCUCAGAGCAGCAUCAGCGCAUGUGGCUGUUUGUAAAGUUUUAUUGGGACGUGGUUUACCCAUGUGUUGACCUGCCUGGAGUCAUCCAGUACCUACAGCUUCAGUCCAGUGAUGCCCACCCGGGACUUUGACUUCCAGGCCUGUCAGAAAAAGUCUCCGUUGCUUUAAGUGACUCGCUGUGUGCUCAUCUGUCAGCAGCCCUGAGAGACUCAGCUCAGUGGGCCGCCUUCACUGCCAAGCCCAGCGAGGGUGAGGACUCUGCCUGGAAGGCUCCAGUGGGGAAUCCGGGCUCUGCCAGCUUAGGUCAGUCCUCUCCUCGAGCCAAAAGCUGAAGCCAGGGUGGGGGGCCCUUGAGUCUGCCAGCUGGGGCAAUGUAAGGGAAGGGAGGAGGGUGCUGGGAGGGGACACACCACGGGAAUCAUCCCAAGCAGGGAAGACCACCAAGCAGGCAGCCCUUGCAGGCUAGGCCAGGACAGACAUUACAAGUUGAGCCCUCUGUGAUGCCCCCACCGUGGGCUCAUGCACACGGGUGUUGAAAAUGCCCGGGUGUUCGUAGAAACUGGGUGCUCGCAGCAGCUUUAUUCUUAAUAACCCAAACCUGGAAACAACCCAGGUACCCAUCAGCUGGCCAGUGGGCAAAGUGUGGCCUGUUCCUAAGCCCAUCAGUAAGAGAAAGGGACCCCAGACACAACAGCAUGGCUCACUGUCAGCAUUCUCGUGUCACCGAGUGCAGUGGGGAGCCGGGAGCUGUGAGCAGCACUUCACCCACGUGGGUGGGCGGUUGAAAGGGAGCUGGGCCAGCCCCACCUCACAACUCCGUGGAGCACAGCCCGUCCCUUCUGCUGGUUCUGGCCCUGGAGGACCAGGGGGCCGGUGAGUGGGGCCGGGGAGCAGGUGGGGAAACAGAGGCCAUAAGAUGGUGCCCAGGGUGUGGGGGUGGGAGUACUGAGUGCAGAGGCUUGGGAACAACUCCAGUGCCCCCAGGGGGGGCUGAUGAUGAAUGUGGGCUCAUCCUAGAAGGCAGGAGGGGACAGGAAAGCUGGUAAUGGCGAACUCAAGGUUGAGAAGCAGAGAGUGUUGACGUGGGGUUAGCAGCCAGUGUCGCAAAACAACCUGUGUAUUAACAGUUGAAUGACAAG